Molecule: messenger RNA, 718 nt
Organism: Yamadazyma tenuis ATCC 10573
Lineage: Eukaryota; Fungi; Ascomycota; Pichiomycetes; Serinales; Debaryomycetaceae
Gene: TAF10
Biological process (GO): transcription initiation at RNA polymerase II promoter
Cellular component (GO): SAGA complex; nucleus; transcription factor TFIID complex
Molecular function (GO): RNA polymerase II general transcription initiation factor activity; promoter-specific chromatin binding
Source: RefSeq, a predicted model, not a curated record
AACCUACACCAAUACAUCACCAUGACCACCACGCGUAGGAACAAACAGCCCCAGAAGGAUAUGGAGGUCGACUCCACUGCCAACGCCGAGGUGGACAUGGACGUGGAUGCCGAAGAGGUGGAUGAUGAGUUCAACGAUGAAGACAACUCCAACUUCAACCCCGAACAACAGGCCCCAUCCACAAAACCAACACCCAAUCCCGCCGUCAACUUCGGUCUCGAUAUCCCCGAGCUCGCCCGAAAGGACAAAACCCUCCAAGAAGUGCUCGAGCUCUUGGACGGAGAUUAUGCCCCCAUUAUUCCAGAUGCGGUGAUUGACUACUACUUGGCCAAAAAUGGGUUUGAGUCGUCGGACGUCAAGAUCAAGCGCUUGCUCGCGCUAGCCACACAGAAGUUUGUGUCGGACGUGGCCCAGGAUGCUUAUGAAUACUCUCGGAUCAGAAAUCUGUCCACGGUUUACAACUCGGCCAAUCCACAAGCCAGAGCAAAACAGCUUUUACAAGGCCAGCAGUAUGCCAAUCUGCAACAGAACCCCGGUGCCAGUGCUGAUGGGGAUGGACCUCUGCAGCCGUCUACCAGUAGUGCUGGUAAUCUGCAGGGAAAAGCGGUGUUGACGAUGGAAGACUUGAGCAGCGCAUUGACGGAGUACGGCUUGAAUACGUCGAGACCCGAUUUUUAUCGCUAGUUUUUAGCUAAUGUACAUUAUGAUGAGUGCUGGG